AUGAAAUCGAAACGACCCAUCAUGGGUAAACGUGGAAAACGUGCGAGAAAUGUAGUAGAAAAUUGGGAUUGUCGCAAGAAUCACAUAAAUUCGGAAAAAUUGGAUCCUGCUGAAGUUGAGCUCCAGAAAUGGCGUACCAAUCGAAUGAAUUAUCUUAAGUCUCGAGUAAGCCAUAUUCAUCUCAAAUCACCGUCACCUGUAGAUGUCGAGAAGUCAACCGAUGAGAGAAGCAAACAUGAUUCACCAACAACUUCCAAAAUUGCAGUAGCUGCUCAAUCACAGAUAGCUGAGAUGAUGAGAGCGAAGACUCCAUUAAGUAGUCGCAAGCCACUGGUACAAAGAAGUGUGUCAAAAUCGUUAUACAAAUCAGAAAGCUGUAUUUCAUCAUCUGGAAGCGGGAAUGUCAUGUUGAGUGGAACAGAUACCAUUAUUCCAGAAAUCAUCAGGGAAGCCGAUCCAGGACAUUUGGAUUUUGUAUCAGAUAAUGAUAAUGAAAAGAAUCCAGAUAGUAAACGCAUUACCAUCACCAGAUGUGUGGAACAAUCACAUAAAUCAUUGGAUAAGCAAGCAUAUCAUUGCAGCAGUUGUCCAUCAUUUUUCACAUCACGUCGUGGGAUGGCCAAUCAUUGUAAGCUUCAUGGCGCUAACAAAAGAUUUAAGUGUGCUUCUUGCGAUUUUGGUUGUGAUAACUAUAAAACUCUUCAAAUGCAUAAAGCGUUCCAUUCGGCAGCAAGCAAGGAAACAUCCGGAAACAUAACUUCAACCCAUCUUACCUUGGUAAUUGCUGGCAGUGAAAAUGUAAAGGUGGAAACAAAGGAAGUAGAUGAGAAAACAGGCGCAAUUAUUGCACCUAAUCGUGGAUUCGCAUGCAUCGAAUGUCCUUUUAUAUCACGUGAUCAGAAUCGAUUGCAGAUGCAUCUCGUUGGACAUCGUCGAACGAACGGAUUCAAAUGUUCCUUGUGUACUUAUAUGUUAGUUUACACCUCUCAUUAA
Loa loa (African eye worm) is the source of this 993-nucleotide messenger RNA. RefSeq names its product zinc finger protein. Bases 1 to 993 code for a protein of 330 amino acids. Gene Ontology annotation, biological process: regulation of gene expression. Lineage: Eukaryota; Metazoa; Nematoda; Chromadorea; Rhabditida; Onchocercidae. The transcript is spliced from 6 exons. The record is from RefSeq and is a predicted model, not a curated record. Gene Ontology annotation, cellular component: nucleus.